AUGGAAAACAAGGAGCUGUGUCUCGUGUGUCAAGACUUCUCAAGUGGAUAUCAUUAUGGAAUUCCGUCAUGUAAUGGAUGCAAAACCUUCUUCCGUCGAACAGUUAUGAAAAAACAGAAAUUCGUUUGUCAAUUCGAUCAAAACUGUCCUGUUGACAAGAGUAUCCGCUGUGCUUGCCGAUUUUGUCGAUUCGAGAAAUGUCUCAAAGUGGGAAUGGAUAGAUCUGCCCUUCAAGCAUCAAGAGAUCCAAUUGGUUACACGAAGAGAAAUAAAAAACCAGAACGUCAACUGACAACGGAAAUAAAUAGUGAUGAAUCGAGUAGUGGAAGUCCAGAAAGACAAAUCUCACCGGUCAGAACUUUCGAAAACACUUUGAAUCUGCUUUCUGUCAAGGAGAAGUCAGCAAACGAACUUCGACUUUCUUCAUAUCUUCCAAAAAGAAGUUUGAAACAAGCUCUUUGUUCAAAAUCUCUUCUGAAUGAUCCGAUUUUUAUGAGCAAACAUGCCACCGUAAGUCCCCGGCACACUUGUGAAAAUUUGAGAUUUAUAACCCAGGAUGACUAUCAUUAUUGGCACGAAAGAGACUGGUUUGUGCUAACGGAAUAUGCAAAAACGUUCAGUACUUUCAAAAAGAUGUCCUAUCAUGACAAGGCAGAAUUGGUUCGCCACGCUGCCAUUGUCAUACCGGUUCUGAAUCAAGUUUACACCUCUCCAGACCAUGGACUCGAUACCGUAGUAUUUCCAGAUGGUACCUACUACGAUAGAACCCAUGAACCUACAAGGCCUGCUGGUCUUAAUCGGAAGAAGUAUCAAGUGUUGGAUCUGGUAUUGAAACCGUUCCGGGAGAUGGAAAUAAACUUUAAUGAAUUCGCCGCAUUUAAAGCUAUUACUUUCUUGAAUCCAGAUGCGGAUGUGUCACUUGAAGCCAAACAUGAAAUCAACACUGAACGAGUGGAAAUAACCAAACAACUUUAUGCUUAUAUGCUUCAAAAAGAUGGACUUGAGAAAGCAAUUUACAGGUUUGGUCGUCUGAUUUUGAUGGGAACAACAAUGUCAAAAAUGGCAUGUGAAUCGAAAGAAGCCGUUUGGAUUGCUGACUUUUUCGAGAAUAUCGGAUUCACGUCGUUUGCGAAAGAACUCUUCUUUGGUGACAGUUGA
Messenger RNA from Caenorhabditis remanei, 1158 nucleotides. RefSeq lists its product as uncharacterized. The transcript is spliced from 7 exons. NCBI's taxonomy places the organism in Eukaryota, Metazoa, Nematoda, Chromadorea, Rhabditida, Rhabditidae. Gene Ontology annotation, molecular function: RNA polymerase II cis-regulatory region sequence-specific DNA binding; nuclear receptor activity; zinc ion binding. The record is from RefSeq and is a predicted model, not a curated record. The coding region runs from base 1 to 1158 and encodes 385 amino acids. Gene Ontology annotation, biological process: anatomical structure development; cell differentiation; regulation of transcription by RNA polymerase II.